AUGAAUUUUCUUAAUCACGUGAAGCAGUUUCAAGAUAUUGAUUCUUUACCAGUGAUAGUCAAAUUUGGUGAUGAGACAGCAGAAGGCUGGGAAUUUCAUCGUGCGUCGUGGCAUAAGUCUUGCUAUGCGAAAUUUAGCAGCUGCAAACUUGAAAAAGCAAAACUGAAAAGAAAACGCAGCAGUGAUUCGACAGAAACAAGCUCUCGCGGUAAGCGACAACGGUUGAACAGUGAGGUGUGUUUUUUGUGUGAGAAGGGAGCUCGAGAAGAUGAUGGAGAUCUCCGCCAGGUGUCUACAUUUGGGACAGACGCAAAUAUAAGAACAAUAAUAACAGAGCUUAAUGAUUCGCGACUACUUGUGAGAAUAGUUGGAGGAGAUCUUAUUGCGAUCGGAGCAAAGUAUCAGGCUAAAGGAGCGCUUGUUGGAAUACUUCAAGGAAGCUCAAGAACAGUUCGACGGCAGGAACACUUUCUUAGUUUUCAAAGAAGGAAUGCGUAACAUGAUUCAAGACGCCUUAAGGAAAAGAGACUUCUCAGAAGACGCACUAAUUUUGGCCAGGGCUGCUUCUAUAAUAAGGAAAGACAUUUUUAAUCAUGAAGGCAUUCUCUUCAACGGAUCUUUUCCGGAAAAAUGUCAAGACAUGUCACUGCCAUCAAGUCUCAAGACCCUCAUUUCCUUAAUUCUCAAUGGAUCCAACUUGAAACACCAAGAGAAGCAAGAGUCCCAAGCAUGCCUCACUAUUGGCCAGGCCAUAGUCUUUAACGCUAAGAAACGAUCAACUGCUAAACCAGAGGCAAAACCAAGACAUUCGUUAGAGCGCGAGCCACCACUCCCUGUUUACAUUGGCUUGAACAUACAUGGCCUGACCAGAAGUACCGUAUUUUCUCGAUUAAACGCCCCCGGCGUUUAUUUAAAACUUGGCCUCGGGGACCCGGCGUUUAUUUGAAGCCAGCGUUUAAUCGGGGUCCGGCGUUUAUUAAUGGAGUAAAAUUUUCAUCAUUUCUAGGUUGAUGUAUUAUUUCACAUUCUUUGAGAUCCGUGCGCAGUUUGUCAACGCGGGACGAUUUCUCCCUUGGACCCGACCUGACAUAAUGUUCCUGUAUCUCAUACAUACGGUAUUACAUACGGCAUUACAUACGGCACGUGUAUAUUGUAAUCAGUAUUUAUGCAAACAGAACAAAACGUUUAAAGUUUAAAAACGGAAAUGUCGCCAACGUCCUUUAUGUUUGUAUCAACAAACGUUCGCAAUAAUGUUUGUGUGCUAAUCGGCUAAUCUUCGUGGACAACAAUCUCAUUACGUUCUUCUUCGAAAAUGUCCGGCUCUAGGUCCGCGAAUGGGUCGUUUUCAUCUAGGGGAGCACCUCGUCCCAGCGCAGCGUAAAAUGCCACGGCCCUUUCAGUAAACUCCUCCCUCCCAUUUCUUAGUGGGCUUCUUUCUGAAAACAGUGGAUUUUCUCAUCUUCCGAUCCGUCAAUGGGUAGCGAGAUCGCACACACUUCAAAACUCUUCUUGAUAAUGUCACUUGGGAGGCUUUCCCAGGCCGCUAGUAUUCUCUCAACACAGCUGUGCCUUGAAGGUGACUUUUCAAUUUUGUUUUGUUGUAAAGCUUGUACAUCGCAGUUAAUGUUACGCCAGACUUGUUCGUUAGACAUUUAUUAAAAUAACAAAAGCAGUAUACCGUACAGUACUUGUUAUAGCAGUGCUUUUCUAGUGAAUAUCUGUACUUAUUGUCUCGACGCAAAUAAACGCCGGGACCUCGAACAAACGCCCCCGGCGUUUAUUUAAAAAUUAGCAGUUUUGACCCGGCGUUUAAACGAGGCCGGCGUUUAAUCGGGGUCCGGCGUUUAAUCGAGAAAAUACGGUAAGCAUCUUAUCAAUCAGUUACACCAGAUAGGAGUCUGCUUUUCCAACGAAAGGGUUUUACAGCUUGAAGAUUGGAUUGCCAAAGCAAUAAGCAUACGUUUUGACGAGGACGGAGUUGUAUCCCCUGUCUGCCUGAACAGAGGCCUGUUUACCGUUGGUGCUUUGGACAACCUGGAACAUAAUCCCAGUUCAACUACAUCACAAAGCUCUUUCCAUGGUACUGGUAUUAGUAUGUUCCAAUUUCCAUCCCCAAACAAGCCGGGUAAAUGUAGACCGCCUUUUACGGUUCCUCCCUCCGUGAGUGGAAAGCAUGUUCAGCUACCUGAAAUCUACACUACUGUCCCGGCUGUAGCUAUAGCAAAGUCUAACACUGUUGUCCCAGAGGUAAAGGUGGAGCAAACAAAGGUCUGCCUGGAUAAAGCCCUAGAAGUGGAAAAUGAAUGGGUGCAGAUCUCCACGCGACUUUUGAAAAAAGAAGAAAUAGAGAAAGGAGACGCUAUCGCAUAG
This is a messenger RNA of Porites evermanni, 2370 nucleotides long. The record is from the annotation of a GenBank genome assembly. Lineage: Eukaryota; Metazoa; Cnidaria; Anthozoa; Scleractinia; Poritidae.